Molecule: messenger RNA, 1452 nt
Organism: Cladophialophora psammophila CBS 110553
Lineage: Eukaryota; Fungi; Ascomycota; Eurotiomycetes; Chaetothyriales; Herpotrichiellaceae
Exons: 3
Coding region: 1-1452 (483 amino acids)
Molecular function (GO): FAD binding; oxidoreductase activity
Source: RefSeq, a predicted model, not a curated record
AUGGGUUCUGUUGGGACAGCACCGCCGGCCGUCGAAGAGUUGAGAGCGUCAUUGAAGGCCUCGAAAGUGUUGACGGCCGAUUCUGAGGGCUAUGACGAAUCUCUUCAUCGAUGGUCAGAAGCAGCAGAGAAGCGAGCCGCUGUCGUGGUACAAGCGACUUGCGCGGAGGAUGUCUCUAAGGCUCUGCUGUAUGCCCAAGCCCAGGGUCUUGAGGUUGCUGUUGUGGGUGGAGGGCAUUCCACUUCUGGGUCUUCGUCCACAGAAGGGGGUCUGGUGGUUGAUCUGACCAAGAUGCGCCAGGUGACUGUCGACCCUGAGAGACAGACGAUCAAGGCACAGGGAGGCACCGUCUGGGAGGAUGUCGAUCAUGCCGCCGCCAAAUACGGUCUCGCCACCGUUGGAGGUACCGUGAACCACACGGGAGUCGGUGGACUGACCCUUGGCGGCGGUUACGGAUGGCUGACCGGCAAGUAUGGUUUGACCAUCGACAACCUGCUCGAAGCCAAAGUUGUCUUGGCCGAUGGGCGCAUCCUGCAGGCGUCGGAGAAGGAGAACUCUGACUUGUUCUGGGCGUUGCGAGGUGCCGGUCAAAGUUUCGGAGUUGCUACCAGCUUCACUUUCCGCGGAUACAAGCAGGAGAACGCAGUCUGGGGUGGUUUGCUCGUGUUCCCAACGUCAAGCCUUGCAAAGGUGGUUGAGUUCGCGAAUCACGUGGUAACCACGACAGAAGGUCAGAGUGGAAUGGUGGUUGGCAUCGGGGCUCCAGCCCCGGCCCGCCAACCUGCCGUUCUGACGGUGCUCUUUUACAACGGCACAAAGGACGAAGCCGUGCGAUACUAUGCCCCAUUGUUCGAUCUCAAACCAAUCGUGGACAAGACACGCGAGAUGCCAUAUGAGGAGGUCAAUGCCAUGCUCAACACGGUCUCGACUCACGGUGACCGCAAGACCCAAAAAGGAACCGCAUUCACGGUGCCAUUGUCGACCGACCUGGCGCAGCAGAUCUUGGACGAUUAUCUCGACUUCAUCGCCAAGAUUCCCGAUGCAAUCAAGACCAUCAUCUUAUUCGAGUUCUUUUCCCAAAAGGUGGUCAACCAAGUGUCUCAGACUGCCAUGUCCUUCGCCAACCGUGGCGAGCACUACAACAUUCUUUUCAGCGUAAGAUGGGUUGGAGAACUGAAUGAUGCCGCGUGUAGAGAAUGGACCCGGAAUGCGGCUCGCAGAGUGACCGAUGCAGAACAGGCCAAGAGGUCGGGAGAUGGUGUUGGACAAUAUGGGAACUACGACGGCAUUGCCUCUGCAUCAGCCAAAGACAUCUUCGGCGUCAACUUUGAAAGGGUUCUGGCACUGAAGAAACAGUAUGACCCCAAGAAUGUGUUUUUCAAGGGUGCCGGUAAAUUUCCUCUCUUCGGCGGCGACAAAGCGCCUGGCCUUGGCACCCAAUCGAAACCAUAG